GUCCACUUAUUGAUACAACAAUUACAGAACAUGUCAGAAAGCAAAUACAAAUACCGAAUAGAAAUCCAGCAGAUGAUGUUUGUGCUGGGGGAAUCUAAUGAUCCACCCAUAGAAACUACAUCCAUCAUCGAAGACAUUGUCCGUGGCCAAGUUAUAGAAAUCCUCAUGCAGGCCACGAAAACCGCUUCUAGUAGAGGCUCGAAAUCCAUCGCUCCAGAAGAUGUCAUAUUCAUGAUUCGUCAUGACAAAGCAAAAGUGAAUAGAUUGCGGACAUACCUUUCUUGGAAGGAUGUGAGAAAGAACGCCAAGGACCAGGAAGGAGGAGGUACGGAAUCGUUGAUUGAAGGUGAUGCCGCUGCGGGGACUGGUGGGACCGGUGCUGCUGCUGCUGGGGCCAAUCAAAGCGACUCUUCCAAAAUGUUAACAAGAUACAGGAAGUCUAAGAUUAGAUUGCCGUGGGAGUUGCAGUUUAUGUUUAGUGAGCAGCAUUUAGAAACAGGUGAAGAUGAUCAAAUUGACGACGAAGAAAAAGCUGCCACUAUUGCAUCUCUCAAACGAUUGAAAACUGCUGAUGAUAGAACCAAGAAUAUGACCCGUGAAGAGUACGUCCACUGGUCUGAAUGUAGACAGGCAAGUUUUACGUUCCGUAAAGCCAAACGGUUCCGAGAAUGGGCUCAGAUUGGUCAAUUGUGCGAUUCUAGACCUAAUGAUGAUGUCAUUGAUAUUCUUGGUUUCCUUACUUUUGAAAUUGUUUGUUCGAUAACCGAAGAAGCCAUGUUGAUUAAGAACUCGGAAGAAAAGUUGAUUCAGAUACGUAAACAAAAGAAUGUUGAUGAUAAUGUACCGAAAAAGAGAAAGUACUUGUUUGAUAAACCAGAUGAAUUAGCUAAUCCGUUGUUGCCGUAUCAUAUUGAAGAAGCAUGGAGAAGAUUACAAGCUAAUGAUUUUAAACACAAGGCUGCGAGGUCAUUUGGUGGUGGGCUUGUCAGGACAAGAACUAGAUUGAUUUAAACUGUUCCGUAUAUUGAGCUCGUAUACAGAUAAUAACCCCAUUAAGUCAAGCACAAGUAUACAGCACGAAUGGUGAAGAAUUACAUCUAUAUAACUGUAUAAAUAAUCUAACCAAAAUAAGUGGUCAUGGUAGCAUUCAAAGUCGACUUAUACUGGAAAUCCCGGUAGUUAAGAAACUUCUUAACACUAGCUCUAUCUUCUUUCACUGCGUCCUCCUCUACUUUGGUAAUACAUAUUUGAAACGAUUGCCAGAUUCUAGUAUACGGCAACAAGUCAAGCACAAACGGAGUCGGAGAUAUAUUAUGAAGGAAUGACGUGUCGGGGAUCCCAGUUUGGUCGGAGAAACUUUCCGAGAAUCCUGAUCGAAGCGUUCUUCUCGGGUAGUCAUACAUGUAUUGUGGUAUUUUCUUUGAUCGUGAUCCAAUGAAUUCAUUACAUUCGUAGCGUAAAUCAUUCAUGGUGUAUUUGGGCAGUGGUAGUGUUUUGUUGAUGUGUAGACUGUUUUGUAAUUCGUUUCCCAUGUUGAGUUCGAAUGAUAAUGUGGGCUGUGUAAGCUUGCUUGAUUCGUCAAUGUAGUAAAUGUCAGUGAAUUGAUUUGGUUGAUACGAAUGCUCGAUUUGGGAGAUGCUUCCUGAUGAGAUGACAUCGGCUGACGAACCAAUCUCUAACAUUGCAGCCAUUGUUGAAAUAUCAUCUGUUUGUGGGAGCUGUUCAUCAGGAAAUGACUUGAUAUCCACUAUUUGGUCUGACUGCAAUUUACAUAAUAUCUCACAAUUCAUUAAACAUUGUCGUAAGUCAUAGGUAACCCCGUUGAAACUCUCUUCUGAAAUCUCGUUCAAUACUGUCUCUUCUACAUUAAAUCCAUGAACCAAACAACAUAGCCAUAAAUAAUCCAUAACUUCCUGUCUCCCCACCACGCAGUCAUCAAUAAACACAAUUGAAUCAUUGGCUUCCGCCAACCUAAUCAACAGCUUCGGGAUAUUCCAUAACUCUUCACACGUUAACACAAUGGGACGCUUGCUGAUCGCCACUAUGUCUUGCACAACCUGCCAAAACGUUUUGUCCUGAUCAAACAAAAUAUUAACGUCUUCCAAAAGAAUAAGCCCGAGCUCGCGUGAGACUAAAUGAGUAGUACACAAUUGUUUGAGAUUAGUGUAUAUAUCACGACGUCCACGGGCCAUUCCACUGUUGAUUUCGUGAACAUACCCACUCAUUUCAUUCAUGGCGGUGUACACCGCCGUAGAUUUCCCCGAUCCUUGGGAUCCUUGAAGGAUGAGCAACUGCAGGGCGAUUUCUUCUUCUUCGAAAGGGUCAUCCCUGCGCUUUCUGUUGAAUGAGUUGGUGAUCCAGGAGGAUAUUAAUUUGAUGUUGGUCUUGUGCAUUAGUAAUUCAUUCAUGGUUUCUGGUUUGAAGAAGUCGACCCAGAGCACGUCAUGCGAGGGUGUUAUGUCCGGGAGGAGGUAUUUUUCGUAUAGUGAAUACAAGGCAGGGUUGGACUUGAGGUGAGGGAGUUUUGCCAAUGCAAGUUGUGCUCGGUCGGUGUGUGUAGAUGGCAUCUGAUAUGUGC
Messenger RNA from Spathaspora passalidarum NRRL Y-27907, 2578 nucleotides. It is a transcript of the gene SPT3, whose product is annotated as transcriptional regulator. Bases 31 to 1011 code for a protein of 326 amino acids. The record is from RefSeq and is a predicted model, not a curated record. NCBI's taxonomy places the organism in Eukaryota, Fungi, Ascomycota, Pichiomycetes, Serinales, Debaryomycetaceae. Gene Ontology annotation, molecular function: transcription coregulator activity; protein heterodimerization activity. Gene Ontology annotation, biological process: transcription by RNA polymerase II. Gene Ontology annotation, cellular component: SAGA complex. The transcript has a single exon.